Molecule: messenger RNA, 1325 nt
Organism: Linepithema humile (Argentine ant)
Lineage: Eukaryota; Metazoa; Arthropoda; Insecta; Hymenoptera; Formicidae
Gene: sni
Product: SDR family oxidoreductase sniffer
Cellular component (GO): cytoplasm
Molecular function (GO): carbonyl reductase (NADPH) activity
Source: RefSeq, a predicted model, not a curated record
UGACACGCCGCGUGUCGUCACGCAGUAUCAUGCCGCGGCUCCUCUUCGUGAUUUCACGUCGCAUCAGUGAUAGCACGAGAACGAAACGAACGGCAUAAAGCGCGAUGAAAUCGAUCCUGAUCACCGGCUGCAAUCGUGGCCUCGGCCUGGGUCUGGUGAAACAUCUGGCCGGAAUGUCGAGGCCGCUGGACAAUAUCUUCGCGACGUGCCGGGACGCGAGCAAGGCGACGGAAUUACGCGCGCUCGCCGACAAAUCUUCAAAUAUACACAUCAUCGAGAUAGAUUUGGCGUACACGGAUAGCUACAAAAAAAUCGUGGACACGAUCAAUGACCAAGUGAGAGGCAACGGUCUCAAUGUUCUCUUCAACAACGCUGGUAUUUCCAGCAAAUUUACGCGUCUCGGCCUCGUGAAGAAGCAGCAAAUGACGGACGCGUUUAUAGUGAACACCGUGGCGCCUAUUAUGCUCACAAAGGCUCUCUUGCCGCUGCUGAAGACGGCUGCAAAAAAGGCUGAGGACACGGCGGAGCUAAGCGUGAGGAAGGCAGCCGUUAUCAAUAUGACUUCUGUCCUAGGCAGCAUUGCUGAAAAUAACGACGGCGGUUUUUACCCUUACAGAUGCAGCAAGGCGGCGCUUAACGCAGCGACCAAAUCAAUGAGCAUCGAUUUGAGAGCAGACGGGAUUCUGGUAGCGUGUCUGCAUCCUGGAUGGGUACGCACUGAUCUGGGUGGCAACAACGCUCCGAUGGACGUUGACAGCAGUGUCAGUCAUAUUUUGGAUACCUUGAACUCGUUGACAGAAAAGCACACUGGUUGUUUUUUGCAGUAUGAUGGCAAAAUAUUGCCCUGGUAAUAAUAUUCCAGUCAAAUGUUUGCUCAAUUAUUUUUAUACAUAACACUUGCCAUUUCUACAUUUUAAAUACAUUAAAUUAAUAUUAAAUAUACAUUAUAUAAUUUUGUAAAAAACAUUGUAAAUAUACAUUAUAAAUUUUCGCAAAUAGGAUUAAAAAGAACAAGUUUUCCAAGUAUCUUUCUAUGCUUCAUGAAACAAUUUAAGUGAAAAUAUUAUACAAACUAGAUAUUUCAAUGAAUUACUUGUGUUUUUUUCAACUCUGAAUGAAAUACUCGCUAUAAGAGUUACUGAAAAUAUCUUCGUACAAAAGCUAAAUGUAUUGUAAUUUUUUCAUAAAUGAUGUAUGAGAUGCAUUGAAUCAUUCAACUAUUUUAUUCGUAUGAGCUCAAGCUUAUUUUGUACAUGUCACGGUGCUAUAACGUAACGCGAAGGAAUGCAAAUUCUCCUAUAGUAUCAAUAGAUGAAAAAAAAAAA